Peromyscus leucopus (white-footed mouse) is the source of this 6644-nucleotide messenger RNA. It is a transcript of the gene Orc5, whose product is annotated as origin recognition complex subunit 5. The record is from RefSeq and is a predicted model, not a curated record. Lineage: Eukaryota; Metazoa; Chordata; Mammalia; Rodentia; Cricetidae. Gene Ontology annotation, biological process: DNA replication; DNA replication initiation. Gene Ontology annotation, cellular component: nuclear origin of replication recognition complex; nucleus. Bases 130 to 1437 code for a protein of 435 amino acids. Gene Ontology annotation, molecular function: DNA replication origin binding. The transcript is spliced from 14 exons.
GCCCCGCCCACAGCCUAGCGUCUGCGCUUCCGGGAGGAAAGUUACGGGUUGAGCAGCGUGAAAUACGCCGAGAGGUAGACUCCGCGCCGACUGGCGGCCAACCUGCAGUCUUGGGUGGUGCCCGCCAAAAUGUCUCACAUGGAGAGCAUGGUGCUUUGUCGAGAGGCCCAAGUGUCCACCUUGCAGUCCCUGUUUGGAGAGAGACAUCAUUUCAGCUUUCCGUCCAUCUUUAUUUAUGGGCAUACUGCCAGUGGGAAGACCUAUGUAACACAAACCUUGUUGAAAACUUUAGAGCUCCCACAUGUCUUUGUGAACUGUGUUGAAUGCUUUACUUUGAGGCUACUUUUGGAACAAAUUCUAAACAAGUUGAGUCAUCUGAAUUCUUCAGUGGCAGGAUGUCCUACAGAAAUAACCUGUGAAACAUUUAAUGACUUUGUUCGAUUGUUUAAGCAAGUGACCCAUACUGAGAAUCUCAAGGAUCAGACUGUAUAUAUUGUUCUAGAUAAAGCUGAAUAUCUAAGAGAUAUGGAAGCAAAUCUUUUGCCUGGGUUUCUUAGGUUACAAGAGUUGACUGACAGAAAUGUGACAGUUAUUUUUCUCAGUGAGAUUAUUUGGGAAAAGUUCCGUCCAAAUACUGGAUGCUUUGAACCAUUUGUCUUAUAUUUCCCUGAUUAUAGCAUAGGGAACCUUCAAAAGAUCCUGUCCCAUGAUCAUCCUCCAGAAUAUUCAGCUGAUUUUUAUGCUGCCUACAUUAAUAUUCUCCUUGGAGUUUUCUACACUGUCUGUCGAGAUCUGAAAGAGCUCAGACAUCUGGCAGUGCUUAAUUUUCCCAAAUACUGUGAACCUGUAGUUAAAGGAGAAGCAGGUGAACGUGAUACUCGGAAACUAUGGAGAAAUAUUGAACCUCACCUGAAGAAAGCAAUGCAGACUGUUUAUCUCAGGGAGAUAUCAAGUUCCCAGUGGGAAAAGUUACAGAAAGAUGACACAGACCCAGGACAGCUAAAAGGUCUCUCGGCAUACACCCAUGUGGAACUACCAUAUUACUCUAAGUUUAUUCUUAUUGCUGCAUACCUUGCCUCUUAUAACCCAGCGAGAACAGACAGGAGGUUCUUCCUUAAGCAUCAUGGAAAAAUCAAGAAAACCAACUUUCUAAAGAAACAUGAGAAGACAAGCAAUCACCUCCUUGGACCAAAACCAUUUCCAUUGGACAGAUUAUUAGCAAUAUUGUAUAGUAUUGUGGACAGCAGAGUGGCUCCAACAGCAAAUAUCUUCUCCCAGAUUACCUCCCUAGUGACUCUACAGCUGUUAACUCUAGUUGGUCAUGACGAUCAGCUUGAUGGACCAAAGUACAAGUGCACAGUGUCACUAGAUUUCAUCAGAGCUAUUGCACGAUCUGUGUUUACAGGUGUGUGCCACCAUGUUCAGCAAGUAAGGUGAUGUUGGGAUAAGAUCCAGGAGGUCCCCCAGUGAAGUAGGGUGAUCUGAACCCCAGAGGAAAGCCAGUGAGACUGGAGUGGAUAGGGCAGGAUGAGUUUGGGGUUCUGAGCUUGGAUUUGGUGAGUUCUGUUCUUUCUGAUUUUGUUUGUUUUUUUGAGACAGGGUUUUCCUGUGUAGUCCUGGUUGUGCUGGAACUCUGUCUUAGAUCAGGCUGGCCUUGAAUUUACAGACUUGCCCCAGAUCAUGCUAGUUUUUGUCUAAUUGAGCAAAACAAUAACAGCUAGCCAGCAAAAUAGCAAAGAACAAAUUAUUAGAUUGAUCAAUUUAUUUUCUUAGGAGAAAUACUGUGCAGUUAUUAAGAAUUUUACUUUUGAAGGAAAGAAAGUAGGGAAGAGGUCAUGGUAGAGCAUAAGGGAAUAAAGUAGUUAUAUAGAGUUACGUGUAUGAGGAACUCUCACACGUCCAUAAGACUAAGAAAGGGAGCACGUAAUUAGAGUCCUGAUCUCGGGAGGAGCACUCAUUUGUAAUGUCAGCACUUGGAGUGGUGUGAUAGGGUAGAAGUCCCAUUCCAGUCCAUUUCAAUCGUGUUGAUAAGAAAGUAGAUGCAACAGGCACAGGUUUAGAUUUUGUGCUUUCAUGAACUCAACAUUCAUGAUCCCAUUGUAAACAAACAUAGUAUUAGGCUUUUCGUGAUACAGAAACAAGUAUGACGUAGGUGCAGCAUGUGUGUGUUUAAGUAGUUGUGCUUUGAAGAUGUGAAUAUAUUUAAAUGCUGAGGAGAAAACAGAGGAAAGUUGAUGAUACAAAACAAAAAGGAUAAUUUAAAACACAAAAUCUUUGCAGCACUAUGUAAGCCUGGGAUGUAGAAGGGAGUUGACAGAGCCCAAGAUGGGAGACAACACUGUGCUCUGGCCUCAGAACAGAACAGCAUAGAGUCAGGUGCUGAGUUUGGCAGCAAAAAAGUUGAGGAAAUUCUCACCUGAUUCUUCUGCUUUCUCCAUGAAGGAGGAGGCAGAAAUUGUGACUAAAGCAGAGCUAGUAGCAGCUUGAGAAAAGUGUGUAAUGUUGGAAUCAACGGCCAUGUGCAUGGAAGCCCGUGCUCACAGGAAAAAGCAACAUGCUGAGAGGGCUUGAAAUUCUUGACCCUGAGUUUACAGUGGCAUCAAUCUGUGAGGCCUGUGAUCUUUUCCAGCAGCAUUCCAUAUGCUAGAUACCAGGGCUGCAAAGAAUAAUAAUUGAAAUCACAUAAUAUUGGGAUCUUGCCAGAUGAGUUCAGUAGAUGCUAGCAAGUGAGCUCGUGAUGAACCGUGGAGUCUGAGCUGGACAGAAAGGAAGGCAAAGCAGCUGGGAACCAAGAGUUUUAUGUCUAGCACAUAAACACUCAGUACCUGUAGGUCAGAAUAAAAUGAAGGGGUUUAUAGCCUAAUUAUCCCUAGGUGCCCCAGAUACCUGAAGUGGAACAAAUAACAUCUCAGAGGGUAUGUUUUGAGAGGUAGGAUAUUUCUCAGUAUAUUUACUAGAGAUGGAAAGACAAAUAUGCAGUGAAUUUACAGGUCUUAGGAUGCAAAGCCUAGGUGCUAAUUUAUUCAGUGACUAGGAAAUGGUAGCGAGUAGAGAGAAGGGUGGUGACUGGGUCGGUCUGGGUCUCAAGGGCAGGGUUUUUACACAAGGACACCAACUUCACUUGGCUGAACUGUCUGGCAUAUAGAAGAGAGAUGGAGCUUCAUUAGCAAGAACUGAAGAGAAAACUGUGCCCUUCAGGGAGAGCCAUGUUUUAGUUAAUGCCUAGAAUGAGAGAAGCGAGAUUCAUUGAAGACAUAGAGGACCAGAACAGUGGAAAGGUUUGGUUAGAAAAGCCACUGGAAAGUGCUUCCAAAAAGGAAUCAGAAUAUGGAGUAGAGAAUGAAGAGAGCUUACCUCCAAGGAGCUUUUGAGGAGGGGUCUGUGGAGGUGUCUCACUGUGAGAUGAGAGUUAGGUGUGCAGCUCUCCCUGGGGGCAGACACUGCCCAUGUCUCAAGAUUGUAAAGUAAGUGUGUGUUUUUAAGAAACAGUACUAAAAGAAGCCAAACUCAGAACUACCCAAAAAGUAUGAAAGCAUGAGAAAAAGGUCUUUUCUGUGAGUAAAAGAAUUGACAGAUACAGAUAAAACUAAAUCCUUAAGUAUGUUACAUGGAUUAGUUCUGUUCUCAAUUCUGCAUUAAGAAUUACCCCUAGGAGUGCUGAGGAGAUGGCUCAGUGAAUAAAAUGUUUCUAUACAAGCUUAAGGACAAGAGUUCCAACCACCAGAACCAGGUUAGGGCUGGGCAGAUGUGGCAGCUGCCUGUAAUCCCAGCACAUGAGAGGUAGGGACAGGAUGUUUGGGCAGAGCUAGAAUUGGUGAGGUCCAGAUUCAGCAAGUGAUUUUUGCCUCAGUAAGUAAAGUAGAAACUGAUCAAGGAGACAUAGUGUCAAUCUUAAGCCUCCAGGUACACAUGCAAGCCUACAUAUACACAUAUAUUCCACAUAUACAUACAUACAAAAAGAAUUACAAGAAAUUGCCAUCCACAUUGUAUUUUCCUAUUUUUUUCUAGCUGCUUCCUUUAGAAAAUAGUUUGUGUUUCAUGGGAAACAGAACCUCCUGCACUCAGUAAAUGUUAUCCGGAGUCUUAGAACUGUAUUUAUAUGUGUCUAUUGUGUAUCUAAACUCAAGAAAAGCCAGAAGCAAACACAUGUUUACAGUUGCCAUCGACCAAAGCUUUCUUUAAAAUGGGUUGUUUGCCCUGUAAGCAGUUAUUGUAGUUACUUGCAGCAUGGUGUUUGAUAUUGCCUCUGUGGUUAUGCUGUUCAAUUCUGACUUGCUUCAGAAGAUGCAUAUGGGGGUCAGUUAGCAGGUCACCUGCUUAUUGAGGGCUGGGGGGAACUAUAGAAGUAUUUGGACACCUUGGUUAGUAAAUGCAGUAUAAAGUAGUGAUCUUACACAUUCAGUUCCCUGGUCACUUAGUUGUUUUGGGGGGUAUAAAAUUCUGACAAGGGCACUGGAGCAGUGGCUCAGUGGUUAAGAGCAUUUGCUUGCUGCCCUUGCAGAGGACCUGGCUUUGGUUCCCAGCACCAGCAUGGCUAGCAGCUCAAAAUUAUCUAUAACUUCCAUCCAGGGGAUUCAGUGUUUUCUUCUGGGCUUUGUAAACACUGCGUAUAAAUCUGUUGUUUUUAAGUGGAUCUCCUUGAAACCAGAAAUACAGGCCGUUGUGAGCCACCAGGUCUGGGUGCUGGAAUUCUAACUUGGGUCCUCUGCAUGAGCAGUGCAUAUUCUUAACCACUGAGCCAUCACCCAUUCCUAAAUAAAUCUUUAAGAAAAAGAAAUUAUACAGUAUGAUUUGAUUUUCUUGGUGCUGGCUUACUGACAGAGUAGAGACAUGGAAUACAGUUAAUCUUUUACAAAUGACUGCUUUUAAGUUGCUUAGGGUGUUUAAAUCAUACCAUUUAUUCUAUUAAAAUUUCAUUGUAUAAACUGUGCUAUAGCCAUACAAAUUAUUACUGAAACGUAUAAAAGAAUCCUAUCACAAAUUAAUCUGUUUUCAUUUGUCUAUGCAUUUUUCUAGUACUAGCCCAUUAGAUGAACAUUUUUCAGUGGUAACUGCAACACAGUUGUGAUUCUGUGUUCUCUCUGUACAUUUUUAUUCUUAGUAUGUAGAUAUGUCUUCAUAUUGAUCAUUGUAAGUAAGGCUUUGGAAUAUAGAGAGCCUCCUAAUGCUGUAAUUGAGUUGUUUUUAACUUCUUCAGAACUUUUUGUUUUCACAUAGACCUAAAAGGGGGGGGGUAUUAAAUCCAUUUUACUCUGUUGGUUUAUAAUUUAAACCUUAAAAUUCAAAGCCAUCAGAGGGAAUGUGUUCAAAAAGGUGUACAAAUACAUCUCUUUUUGGUGGAUGAGGAAUUGUAGCCUACCGUAUAUCUGGUUUCUCUCAAGACCCUUGAUAAAUCAGGUUACUGGCUGAAAAGAGUUUUUUGUUUGCUUGUUUUUUGUUUGUUUGUUUGUUUGUUUUGUUUUAAGAUCAUCUUAAUUGGGACUUUAUUGCCAGUAAAUUUGAGAGGAAAGUAAAAGGACAUGAAAAUAGAGCAGUGUUGUGAUGUCACACACGUUUGUGCAAGGGAGAGCUUACUUUUAGUUAGCAUUUUUGGCACUCUUGUCACUGCUGAUGGUGACAGGAUAUCUUUAUGCCAUUUAGAAAGUUUUGGUGUUUUUCGUGGAGGCACUGUUAUAAUGACAGUCUUCAGUCUAAUGUUGGGGACCACAGGAGCAGAGCAUCUCACAAUCUGAGCUAUUUUUAAAUGUGUUUUCAAAAGCAGUAUCUAUAGUUCUCUAUCCAUAUUUUAAAAAAUAUUUAGUAUGUCAUUUGUGUAGAAACUUUUUUAGAAAGUAUUAUAAAGUGAUAGACAGAAAAGAAGAAUUGGUGAUAGUUUAAUAAAUAAGAAUGUGCAAUUAGUGACUAUAAAAGGCUGUUCUCACAUGGAUGAUUAUUUUUACAGAACCGAAUACUUAAGGCUUUAAUUUUAUACUUAUUGCUAGAUCAUUAUAUCUAAUUAUUUUGACCAUUUAGUCAAAUAAUAAACCUCCAAGUCUGAAUAUUUAUAGUGAAGAAUGAGUUUGGAAAAAGGAAAAUAAUUAUAUGUCUCUUCCUCUGUUAUUUUAUUCUGCCUGCUAUAGAGGAUAAAAAUACACAUCUACGUCAUUUGUUGUAUCAUAUUCUUGGAUCGUACAGAUUUAGUUGAAAUGUGCAUACAGGUCAGCUGCUGUUAAAAGACUGAAGAUAAUCAAAGCUACAAAUGAGGACAGAUGAGCUGUGCAUUAUGUGAGGAUAAAACAGGUGUUUUGGAAGAUGAAGUGUUCUGAAGCAAACAAGAUUUAAAUACUUUUGCAUCUCUAAUUACUUUAUUCUUAUUAUUAGGCAGGAAGCAAGUGGCUUCCAAAUACAAUCUAAACUUUCUGCAAUAUACUUCAAAUACCAAAUAUUGAGGAGCUCUAACUUUGUUUUUAAGUAAAAUUAACUUUCUAUUUGGUCAAAAAAUGGUUUAAAAAUUGUGUUUUCCGUUAUAUUUAAAAAAUUCAUGCCAGCCCUAUCCUGGUGCCUCUGACAGCAUCAUCCAGUUGUAAAUUACUUCCCACAUGCUUUGCAGUCAUACGAAGCUGGACAAUAGAGGGUGAGGGUGCUAACAUACUAUCUGUUUUUGU